This is a messenger RNA of Lolium rigidum, 1305 nucleotides long. RefSeq lists its product as uncharacterized. NCBI's taxonomy places the organism in Eukaryota, Viridiplantae, Streptophyta, Magnoliopsida, Poales, Poaceae. Bases 1 to 1305 code for a protein of 434 amino acids. The transcript is spliced from 4 exons. The record is from RefSeq and is a predicted model, not a curated record.
AUGAGCACCCUCAGCCAGCAAGUUGACCAGUCACUACUCACUAUGGCCGAAAUAUUUGGAUCCGCGGUUGCAAGCGAGUCUGUUAGCAGAAUUUUCUCGAUCAUAUCAGGCAAUCCGAAGGAGCAUGGGAGCAGAGAGGACAACGCUGAGAGAAUAGAGUUUGCAGUGCUAAAGAUCCACAGCGUUCUUGGCGUCUCCGGAGAUUGGCAGAUACUCCACCAACCAUUGCUCAGCUGGAAGGCCAAACUGAAGUGCGCUGCGAAGGAAGGCGAUGUCAUCUUGCGCGCUUACAGGAGGAGGUCCACGGAGCGCCCACGGGUCGAGGGAACUGCUGCGAUCAGCCUGCAGGCUAUUUCCAUCGCCCGUAAGCGCAUCGCUCGAGCGGCGAAACGCUUCGUGCCAUUUGGAUUUGGCCGCGGCGAUGACGUCGACGCGGACCAGAUCAGCGAUGCGACGAUGCGGAGGUUCGAGAGGCUAGCGGGCGUCGCCGACGAGUUCUUCAGGUACGUCCAGUUCGGAGGCCGUCCAAGGACAGCCCUCUCGUCCUUCAAAGUCCCCACGGAGCUCCUGCUUGCAGGCAAGACACUUGAAUAUUCCAUCAGGAAUGGCAGCAUGGAGGCUCUCCUCUUGCUUCAUCCAUUCGAUGUCGGUCGCCGGAAAGAGAUAUUCCUCUUUCUCUCCUACGGGGACACCUCGUCGUGGCAGAAGAAUUUCAUACUCUCUGUGAGGUUCCGGCUUCUUACAUCUGACAUCUUGCACAUCGUCAUGUCCUCCUUGGAACUACUGCCUCCCCAGUUUGGUGCUGCCUGUGUAACCACAAGGGAAUUCGCCAGGGAGUUUCUCGCGCAGGAAACAAGAUACUCCAUCAACCCAUCGUCUAUGUCGACGUGGUGCAUCCACAUGUCACAGAGGUUUUACUAUGAUUCCAUUGAGAAGCCAAGUGCUGCCACCGGCGACAAGCUGCAGCUGCCGUUGCCGAUCAUUCGAGUCGAUGCCAGGUGCUUCACCUUGCCGCCGAAUGGCCCGUCACACACACCUGCAGAAGACGACCUGCCACUGAGACUGGUAUGCCAUGUCGAUCCCCACCUUGUGCCGAAGAGUUACUCCGAGCACUACGACCAGAUCGACCUAGAAACACUCCAAGAGCUGUUGCCCAAGGUGACAAAUGAAGGAGCGGAUGCGCGCAAAGGGAACUGGUGGUGUCCUCUUACCUCGACGUAUUUGCUUGUGGAACCACAGUUUUCGGUGCCACUGCCUACAUUGCAACAGAUGUACCUGUUGGAAAAUUCUGAAAGAGACGUGUAA